This is a messenger RNA of Sordaria macrospora k-hell, 1161 nucleotides long. Lineage: Eukaryota; Fungi; Ascomycota; Sordariomycetes; Sordariales; Sordariaceae. The record is from RefSeq and is a predicted model, not a curated record.
AUGGCUCCCGCGAACCCACCGACCAUGGCGGCACCACAGGUGCAAAAGACGAUGUCUUCUCGCUUGAUGACGAUGAAGUUCAUGCAGAGAGCAGCCGCUACUGCUGCUACUGCUGCUACUGCGUCGCCAACGGACAAGUCCAGCAUCUCGAAGACAGAAGACGAGGGUCCCUCGAAGCGCCGAAAGCAUUCCCAUGCAUCGAAAACGAGCACACCCAACGCGGAGGCCGAGCAGGCAUUGUACGAUCAAAAGGCUAUCCAGGCUGCGCUGGAGGAGGAAGAGAAGAAGCGACAAGCUGCCAUUGAAAAGCGUGCUGCAGAGCUUGGUGACUCCCACUGGGUGUUGCCCGGAGCUGCCGUCGCCCCCAAGGCCGGGGCUCGCCCGGUGCUGAAUGUUGUUCAAGUUGGAUUUGCGCAGAUUGACUACUCAGGCAACGCGAAUGACGACGAUGACGCUCCCGCCGUUGUUUCAACCACCCCCCGCUUCCGCCAGUUCAACAUAAAGAAGAAAAAGGCAUGUUUGUUUAUUGGGCAGCAAGUUUGUUUUCACACGCUAACGUGGCUAUGUAGGAUGAGAAGAAAGAAGACGAUGACGAGAGUGAUAAGGACAGUGAUAGCUCAGGCUCAGACUCCGACGAUGACGACGACGACGACGAUCGCUCCGAGGAUGAAGCAUCCUCAGACUCCAACAAGCAGGCGGAUCGAGGCCAACAACAGGGUGCUGACCCCAGGGGACAGAAACGGGCAAGGCCAGGGUCCACGUUCUCUGACAGAAAGAGCGAGGAGCGCAGGAAGGCAGCGCAGUUUGCGCAAGGCCGAAGGAAGAGGGAAGUUAAUCCCAACCGCCCUGCCACGCUAUCUUCGGGUGGCCAGCCCCAAGGCUCUCAGCGGCAGGGUUUCACCGGGGCCUGCCACACUUGUGGACAAAACGGUCACAGAGCUGCCGACUGCCCCCGCAAGUCGCGGAAGUAGCGUGAUGGUUCAGUAUCCAUUACAGUUACGACCGGGUGUUCGGCUGUAUAAAUCUGGCCGCGAUGCUCAUAAGCUCCAUGAUCAUGGGUUAUUACUCUCCGGGCCGGAGAGAGGCCAAAUGAUCGGAUGGGUUCCUUGGGGCCUGUGGAGGACCGGGAAAUGUGUGCCCAUGGCGUCUACGCCGACUUAG